Seminavis robusta is the source of this 1413-nucleotide messenger RNA. Lineage: Eukaryota; Bacillariophyta; Bacillariophyceae; Naviculales; Naviculaceae. The record is from the annotation of a GenBank genome assembly.
AUGAUCUAUCUAUUCUCACAAAAUCCAAAUCACAAACAACGAAAACACAAACACAAACAACGAAACGAACAAUACCACAAACAAAAAAUGAACGCAAUCUCAUCAUUCUCCAGGUUGGCUGUGGUGGCAACAGCACUGGUACACACCUUUAAGAUCUCGUUCGUCACGGCACAGGUUACUUCCGGUCCCUUUUUGCCGCAAGAACAAGAAUUGACCAAGAACAAAAGUCUAUGGCUCUCGAAUGGACCCCAGUUCUACAAGUAUGACUACACGGUAUUGAGUGGUAACUCUCCACCAGAAGCGGAUGGACAUCCCUAUCCUUGGACCAUAGUCCGAGCCAACGGUUCCUUUGAUGGAUAUGAUGCCCAAAACAACCAGAUUACAGGCCACAUUAGUUUGCCCACCAUUGGUCAAUUCUUUGACCUGAUUCAAGAUCAAAUUGCCCUGGGCACAGCUCAUUCGAUUGUUGUCACCUACAACACCCAAUAUGGAUAUCCCAUGGACAUUAACAUUGUCAUGGCAGACAACACUGACUAUCAUGUUCUCAAUACAGUCUUGGUGUCUCUGCCAGGAACCCGUCACAACAGAAACCUUGUGGUGGCUGCUCAAUUCAUGCCACAAUACGAACAGUGGCAAAAGGCCAAGGCCCUGUGGACAUCCAACGGACCCCAAUUCUACAAGUAUGACUACACCGUCUUGAGUGGCAACUCUCCACCAGAAGCAGAUGGUCACCCAUACCCCUGGACCAUAGUUCGAGACAACGGUUCCUUUGAUGGCUAUGAUGCCCAAAACAACCAGAUUACAGGCCACAUUAGUUUGCCCACCAUUGGUCAAUUCUUUGACUUGAUUGAAGAUCAGCUGGGAUUGAGCACAGCUCACUCUAUUGAAGUGACUUACAAUACCCAAUAUGGCUAUCCAAUGGAGAUUCACAUCAUCAUGGCAGACAACACUGACUAUCAUGUUUUGAAUACAGUCUUGGUGUCUCUACCAGGAACAGGUCACAACAGAAACCUGGAGGUUGCGCCUCAAUUCAUGCCUCAGUACGAACUGUGGGAAAAGGCAAAGGCCCAGUGGACUGCUCAGGGCCCCCAGUUCUACCAAUAUGACUAUGUUGUAGUGGAUGGCGCAUCUCCACCGGCGGCGGUAGGUCAUCCCUACCCUUGGACCAUUCUCCGUGACAAUGGUUACUUUGCCGGCUAUGAUGACAAAGACCAGCAGAUUACUGGCUACAUUAGUCUGCCUACGAUUGGUCAAUUCUUUGACAAGAUUGAAGAUCAGCUCGGUUUGAGCACCGCUCAUGACAUUGAUGUGACGUACGAUGUGGAGUAUGGGUAUCCCACAGAUAUCUAUAUUGUCAUGGCCGACCAGAGUGUCUAUCAUGUGGUCAACAGCAAGUUGACCAAACUGGGUUAG